Messenger RNA from Gasterosteus aculeatus aculeatus (three-spined stickleback), 515 nucleotides. The record is from RefSeq and is a predicted model, not a curated record. NCBI's taxonomy places the organism in Eukaryota, Metazoa, Chordata, Actinopteri, Perciformes, Gasterosteidae.
AUUGUCACACUGUCUACUGUCACGCACCAACCGCCAAGACAAACUCCUUGUAUGUUUGACAUAUUUUGGCAAUACAUGUUUCCUGAUGUAUGCAUGUAAUGUACCAGUGCACAGCUGAAGGUACUCGUGUAUUCGUGUUGCAGACCUCAUGGUGGGGAUGGGCUACUCUAGGGAGGACAUUAAUGAUUCGCUCACCAAGAUGAAAUAUGAUGACAUCACAGCUGCCUACCUACUGCUGGGCCGCCACGCUGCUGAGGCGGAGGUGAGCGAAUCCAGCAAACCUUUUCAGUCUCCUGCUCACCUCCUCAACCAUCGCUCCUCCUCCAAACAGAGGAGGCAUAGCGACCAAGGUAACCAGCAGAACCACAAUCAGAGCCACAAUGUGAUGCUCACGGACAGGCUGCAGGCUGUAACUCCUGUCUCCCCCUCUCAGUCUGUACACCGCCCCCUCGGUGGAUCCUCCCACCAGGAGGAGUCACAAUGUAAGCAAUUGCAGAGGAGGAGGUGAAGCAUGA